Messenger RNA from Thalassophryne amazonica, 6325 nucleotides. It is a transcript of the gene nrap, whose product is annotated as nebulin-related anchoring protein. Gene Ontology annotation, molecular function: actin filament binding. Gene Ontology annotation, cellular component: Z disc. The transcript is spliced from 43 exons. Gene Ontology annotation, biological process: cardiac muscle thin filament assembly. The record is from RefSeq and is a predicted model, not a curated record. NCBI's taxonomy places the organism in Eukaryota, Metazoa, Chordata, Actinopteri, Batrachoidiformes, Batrachoididae. The coding region runs from base 245 to 5632 and encodes 1795 amino acids.
UUGGUCCAUCUAGGGAGAGGGUGUCAAGUAAGCGUCACUUUACAAGAGUCACAGUCACAGAGCGAAGUUGGUCACCACCAGAGACGCACCAUCACGACCGUCCGAGAGCCACAGUUUGUUUGGCCGCUGGUUUGCCUUUUCUGUCUGACCGAGCCUUGUGUUUUUGGCCAAAACUUCACAAUAACCCCGGCCCUGCUGCUGUUUCUCCUGAAGGCUUUGUGGUAAAAAGGACAGACCUUCCACCAUGCAGUCCUGUGCCAGGUGUGGGUUUGUGGUCUACCCAGCUGAGAAGAUAAACUGCAUUGACCAGAAUUGGCACAAAGCAUGUUUUCACUGUGACGUCUGUAAGAUGGUGCUAACUGCUACUAAUUUUGUAAGCCACAAGAAGAGGCCAUACUGUUCAGUACACAAUCCGAGGAAUAACACAUUCACUAGUGUCUACAAGACCCCCAUCAACAUCAGCGCCAAAAAACAAGCCAAAGCAAGCGGUGAGCUUAAGUACAGGAAGGACUUAAAUAAGAUGAAAGGGACGUCACACUUCCACAGUCUGACCUCUGAGGACAGUCUGGCCCUGCAGAAUGCCCGCAAAAUUGUCAGUGAGACUUAUCAAAGUCAGUGUGCAUACUCGGAGCAGCAGACAUGGUGUUCCAGCACGGCGACCAAUCAGGACACGGUGACCAUGUCUCAGACGCAGAACAGCAUUAGUGACGUGAUGCACACAGAGGCAAAAGUACAAGGAAGCUUCCCUGUCAUGAUCACACCUGGUUACCAGGCAGCUAAGAAAGCCAAUACUUUGGCAAGCAACGUGGAGUAUAAAAAAGGACACGAGGAGAGAGUUUCAAAGUACACUGCAUUUGUAGACCCUCCAGAGGUGAUAAUGGCGAGAAAACAAGGCCAGAUUGUUAGCGAUUACACGUAUACAGAAGAGUACGAGCAGCAGAAAGGCAAAGGCAGUUUCCCCGCGCAUCUUACGCCUGGAUACCAAAUAUCAAAGAAGGCCAACGAGCAGGCCAGUGAUGUAAAGUAUCGUCAGGUAUACGAACAGGAGCUAAAGGGUAAAGCCAGCACUGAGGCUGCAGCAGCAGAAGCUCUUCAUGCCAGAGAAAAUGCAGAGAACUUCAGUCAGAUUGCUUACACGGAACAGUAUGAACAGCAACGAGGAAAAGGGAGCUUCCCUGCCAUGAUCACUCCUGGUUACUACCAGGCAAAGAAAGCUCAAGAGAAUGCAAGUGAUCUUAAGUACAGGAAGGACUUAAAUAAGAUGAAAGGGACGUCACACUUCCACAGUCUGACCUCUGAGGACAGUCUGGCCCUGCAGAAUGCCCGCAAAAUUGUCAGUGAGGUGGAGUAUAAGAAGGACUUAGAAAACACCAAAGGUCACAGCAUCAAUUUCUGUGAGACGCCACAGUUUCAAAAUGCUGCCAAGGUUGCAAAAUUCACAAGUGAUAACAAAUACAAAGAGAAGUACACCAGCAAUAUGAAGGGUCACUAUGAAGACUCAGGAAUUGAUAAGAAGACGAUGCACGCAAUGAAAGUCCGGACGCUGGCAAGUGAUAUUUCUUAUAAACAAGCUUAUGACCAGGACAAAACCGAACAAGGAGAAUAUAACUACCCAGCUACCCUCACCCCAGGCUACCAAAGUCAGCGGAAACUGGACCCACUGAAAGAUAAAAACUACAGGCAGCAUAUUGAUCAAGUGAAGUACAGUCCAGUGACAGACACGCCUGAGAUCCUUCUCGCUAAGAAAAAUGCUCAGCUUGUCAGCAAUCUAAACUACAAAGCAGAUUAUGAAAAGACGAAGCAUCACUACACGCUGUCACAGGACCUACCCGAAAUCAAACACGCCAAAGCUAGCACAGCUCUGUACAGCGACAUUAAAUAUAAAGAGGACUGGGAGAAGACCAAGUCUAAAGCUUGUGAUAUCGGCACUGAUGCUCUGACCGUCAAAGCGGCCAAGGCUUCCCGAGACCUCGCCAGUGAUAUCAAAUACAAAGAGACGUAUAUGAAGAAUAAGGAAAAGGCGGUGGGGGUCAAUGUGAGCGACUCCAAGACGAUGCACUCUCUUCAAGUGGCCAAGAUGAGCAGUGAUAUUGAGUACAAGAAGGGUUCGAAGGAGAGUCAGGCACACUACAGCCUCCCGCUGGACAUGAUCAACCUGAGCCACGCCAAGAAGGCUCAGGCUCUGGCUAGCGACCUGGAGUACCGUACGAAGCUCCACGACUACACCGUCAUGGCUGAUGACAUCAAAGUCCAGCAGGCCAAAAAGGCUUAUUCCCUGCAAAGUGAGAAUCAGUAUCGCUCAGACCUGAACUGGAUGAAAGGAGUGAGCUGGGAGACUGAAGGCUGUCUGAACAUCACCCAGGCCAAGAAGGCUGGAGAGCUGCUCAGUGAUACAAAGUACCGUCAGAAAGCAGGAAGCAUCAAGUUCACACAGGUGGCAGACGACCUCGCCACCAAACAUGCAAAGAAAAGCCAGGAGCUGCAGAGCAAUCUGGCGUACAAAGCAGACACGGAGCAGAUGAUCCAUCAGUACACCAUGACAAAGGACGAGCCGCUCUUCAGACAAGCAAGGGCUAACGCUGACCUUCUCAGUGAGAAAAUGUACAAGAGCAGCUGGGUGCAGCAGAGGGAAAAAGGCUUCGAGCUGCGUAUGGACUCUCUUUCUAUACUCACCGCCAAAGCCAAGCGAGACCUCGCUAGUGAUGUGAAAUACAAGGAGCAGUAUGAGAAAAACAAAGGCAAGGUGAUCGGCAUUAAAUCAGUCCAUGAUGAUUCUCAGAUGGCCCACUCGGCCCUGGCCACCAGAUUACAGAGUGUUCGACACUACAAGAAGGACUAUGAGAACACGAAGACUAAUUACAGUGUUUCGCUCGACAUGCUAAACAUCAGUCAUGCAAAGAAGGCCCAAGACCUGGCAACUGAGACCACCUACAGGACGUUCCUCCACGAGUACACUACACUGCCAAGUGACAUGAGCGUCGCCUGGGCGAAAAAGGUCUACGGUCUACAGAGUGAUAAACAGUACAGGUCAGAUCUGAACUGGAUGAAAGGCGUGGGCUGGGAGGCCUCCAAAUCUCUGGACGUGGAGCAGGCCAAGAAAGCUGGAGAGCUCGUCAGUGAGAAAAAGUACCGUCAGCAUGCGAGCGAUCUGAAGUUCACCAGUGUUGAAGACACUCCUGAGAUGGUCCAGGCCAAACUCAGCAACAAACUGGCCAUCGACAGGUUGUACAAGGAGAAGGGUGAAAACCUGAAGCACAACUACACACUGAGUGGAGAGCUGCCUGAGCAUGUCCAGGCUAAACUCAAUGCAAUGAACCUCAGUGAGAGUCACUACAAGGAAUCUUGGAUGAAGAUUCGCGAUGGUGGUUACAAGCUGCGUUUGGACGCCAUUCCUUUCCAGUCGGCAAAAGCUUCCACAGAAAUUCUCAGCGAUCAAAAGUACAGAGAAGAAUUUGAGAAGACAAAAGGGAAGAUGAUUGGACUGAAGGGUCUGCAGGAUGACUUGAAUAUGGCUCACUCAGUUCACGCAAGCAAACUACAGAGUGAUAUUAACUACAAACAGAAGUCGGCUAAGGAGCUCUCUAAGUUUAACGUGUCCAUGGACAUGCUGGAGGUGGCCCACGCUAAGAAAGCCCAGUCUCUAGUCAGCGAUCAGGACUACCGGCUCACCCUGCACCACUACACCUCACUGCCUGAUGACAUGAAGCUGCAGGCCGCCAAGAGAGCGUACACUCUGCAAAGCGAGAAAGUGUAUCGCUCUGACCUGAACUACCUGCGUGGUGCGGCCUGGAUCGCCACUGGAGCUCUGCAGAUUGAAGGGUCUAAGAGGGCCACAGACCUCAUCAGUGAUAAAAAGUACCGUCAGCAGCCGUCACACUUCAAGCACACCUCUGUCGCCGAUUCCCCAGAUAUUGUCCACGCCAAACUCAGUGGAAGGAUUACAAAUGAACGUUUGUACAAAGAGAAAGGGGUGAAUGAGCAACACAACUACUCGAUUACAACCGAGAGACCAGAGAUUACACAAGCAAAGAUUAACGCCGCCAACUUCAGCGAAAUCAAGUACAGAGAGUCCUGGCACACGCUGAGGGCUCAGGGCUACAAACUCACCAUGCAGGACAUCCCAUUCCAGGCCGCCAAGAGCUCCACAGGCAUCGCUAGUGAUUACAAAUACAAACACAACCACCUGCUGGAAAAGGGGAAGCACAUCGGCGUCAAAAGCAUGUUAGAAGACCCGCACCUAGUGCACUGCCUGCAGGCCGCCCGGCUGGCGAGCGACCAAGAAUACCGAAGGGAAGCACUGACGGCGAGCGGCCAGUAUCACCUCACCCCAGAUAUGAUGCACCUGGUGACGGCGAAACAUGCCCAGGCCCUGGCCAGCGAUCAGGACUACAGGAAGAGGCUGCAUGAGUACACUGCGCUGCCUGACGACGUCAAGGUCAAGUGGGCCAAAAAGGCUUACAACCUGCAGAGCGAGAAACUGUACAAAUCAGACCUCAGUUUCAUGAAAGGAGUGGCCUGGGAUGGUGUCGGUGCACCUCAGCUUGAGUCGGCCAAGAGGGCCGGGCAACUUAUAAGUGAGAAGAAAUAUCGCCAGCUGCCCAACCGUCUGAAGUUCACCUCAGUGACCGACUCGCCUGAUAUCAUUCAUGCUAAACACAGCUACCAGCAGUGCAGUGAGAGGCUGUACAAAUCUGGAAAGAACGAUGACAUGCACAAGUACACGUUACACGCAGACGACCCUGACUUUGUGAGAGCCAAGAUCAACGCACAACAGAUCAGUGAUAAAGUUUACAAGGCAUCUGGGGAGCAGGUGAAGACAUCAGGCUAUGACCUGAGGCUGGACGCUAUUCCCUUCCAAACCGCAAAGGCCUCCAGAGACAUCGCCAGUAAUUUCCGCUACAAGGAGUCUCAUCUGCGUGAGAAGGGCCAGCAGGUGGGGCUGCGCUGUGUGGAGGAUGACCCAAAGAUGGUGCACUCUCUGGCAGCCAGCAAACUCCAAAGCAACUUGGAGUACAAACGGCAGUCCAAGGAGGAGCAUUCCCGCUACAAAAUCUGUGCCGACCAGCCUGGGUUCCUGCAGGCCAAGAAGAGUCAGGCACAGGCCAGUGACCUCGCCUACCGCCACAAGCUGCACGACUACACCUGUGACCCCCAACAGCUCAACGUCAAACACGCCAAGCAGGCCUACAAGCUGCAGAGCGACGUGAAGUACAAGUCCGAUCUGAACUGGAUCAGGGGAGUGGGCUGGACCCCUCCCGGCUCCCACAAGGCCGAGCUCGCCCGCCGCGCUGCAGAGUUGGGUCUGGCUGAAGGAGUUAGCACUGAUGAAGCUAUAGCAAAGUACCAGCAGAUGAUGAUGCUGCAGCACCAGCAGAUGAUGGAAGAGCAGGAUCACACCUCCGAGCACGCGGAAGCUAGCGAGGAGAUCCAACAAGGUGUCAACAUGGACGCCAUGGAGAUCCUUCAUGUCAAGAGGAAGAAGAUGAUCCAGACUGUCCAGAAAAAGUCCACCACCACCUCAGUGAAGACCAUGGAGAAGAAGUCUACAUCCACCUCGUCCUCGUUAUCAACUGUCCACGGCAACACUGUCAAAACCUCCCUUUCUAGUAAACCCGCGGUAGAGAACGCGUAAAUCCAGAUGGGUUUUGAUUGGUUGACAACGGUUUUUAUUGAGUACUAAAGAGAGAUGAGGGUUGUACUUCAAAGGUACAAUUUGUUGUAUGUACUUUGAAAAACGUGACUCUAUAUUUGGUUCUACCCAGUUUUCUAGAAGCUUUCUGACGUUUGUGAUUGAGGCAGGUGUUAAAGGAACCGAGCAUGUCGAGGCGGGAUAGAAACUGUCGAGUCCGAGUCUAUUGAAAGGAUGGUUCAAGUAUGUGGCAAAAAAAAAAAAAAAAAAAAAAAAAUGGAAUUCAAGGAGAAAACUUUAUUAUGAAUUCUGACAUGUCAUCAAGGGCUUUAAAGGGGACUUUUCCAUCAUCCGUUCAACUACAAACAUCAAGAUUAUUAAAAAGUUAUUUCAGUUGGUUUCAGGUUUCUGAACAAAUAGCUUGUAUUUUGGUUCAGCGUACGAGAACCAAAGUGUUAAACGUGCUGUAUCAUCACUGCAGAUAGUUUUUAUUUUAUGUCCAAUAAAUGCAAGACACACUUUUUAACCAUGUGAAGAUUAAAAACCGCAUCAAGCGCUGGGUAUUGUUGAGAGGUCUGAGCGAGGCUCAGUGCCGAGUUAGAUUUGUCUGACAGGUUCAGCUUUGUGAGUUUGUAACUAAACGUCUUUUAACUCAAAGCUGGGCUGGGAGUAAAUGCUUGGUUUUACUGCUGAUUA